This is a messenger RNA of Danio aesculapii, 2285 nucleotides long. It is a transcript of the gene tmem35, whose product is annotated as transmembrane protein 35. Lineage: Eukaryota; Metazoa; Chordata; Actinopteri; Cypriniformes; Danionidae. The transcript is spliced from 2 exons. Gene Ontology annotation, molecular function: acetylcholine receptor regulator activity. The coding region runs from base 113 to 595 and encodes 160 amino acids. Gene Ontology annotation, biological process: positive regulation of protein localization to cell surface; chaperone-mediated protein complex assembly. The record is from RefSeq and is a predicted model, not a curated record. Gene Ontology annotation, cellular component: endoplasmic reticulum.
CAUUUUUUGCCUGUAUGGGAGCCCUUCCCCCUUCAGCAUCUUCAGCAGGACAGUGAAGACGAAAAGCUGGAGCGGGACAACGGAUGCCAAUCGGAAGGAGACCUCACCGAAAAUGGCCUCGCCGCGAACAGUCACCAUUGUCGCCCUCUCCUUUGCACUGGGGCUCUUUUUCGUGUUCAUGGGCACGAUUAAACUCACCCCAAGAUUAAGCAAAGACGCCUACAGUGAGAUGAAAAGAGCAUACAAGAGUUACGCCAAGGCUCUUCCGGCGCUGAAAAAGAUGGGCGUUUCUUCAGUGCUUCUACGCAAGAUCAUUGGUACUCUUGAGGUGGGAUGUGGAAUAGUUCUGACCCUCGUGCCGGGGAGACCCAAAGACGUGGCCAACUUUAUUCUGCUGCUGGUCAUGCUGGCCGUGCUUUUCUUCCACCAGCUGGUCGGGGAUCCUCUAAAACGCUACGCCCACGCUCUGGUAUUCGGGAUUUUGCUGACGUGUCGACUGCUCAUCGCUCGGCAGGCUGAGGAUCGUCCCGAGCGAGAGGAGAGACGAGAAGAGCAGAUCAACGCCCAGGAAAAGAACAAAGUCAAAGUUUCGUAGCUUCAUCGUUUCCGCGCAGGAGAUCCGCAUUUCUCUGAUGGUAGAAAAGAUGCUCGGAGGAAGACAAAAAAAAAACGACAGUAGUCCCAAAAGGUGAUUUAUGUCCCACAGCUACAUAUCAGAAGCCAGAAAAAUGAAUCCGUUCUCAUGUUAUCUUUACCUCAUGUUUCAAUUGUAAAUCUAAAAAUACAAUACGGACAGUCACCAUUGAGGCAACUGUUUUGACUGCGGGUUUGCAGUGAAAGAUUAAACUACUGUUAUUCCCUGCUGCCUGUAUUUAUUAUUAUUUUUAUUUUUAUUUAUGCCCUCAUUAAAGGGAUAGUUCACCAAAAACUGGAACUUUAGUCAUUGUUUACUCUCUCUUGUUAAACAACAACAAAAAAAAAGAAUAUACUUUGAAAAAUGGUGAGAUAUAUCCAGCUGCAGACCCGCAGACCCACACACGUUUCAGCACACACAAUCUAGGCAGAGGCAAACCAUAUAUGGUUAAUGACAGAUCAGGCUUUUUUUCUUGUCUUGCGAUGACUAAAGCCUGGCUCACACUGAGAUUUAUUAUAAUCCUGAACGAUUGUAGCAUGUCGGACUGCAUGAAUAUGGCUCUCAUGUCAGGCUGUAACAUCUCAGCUGUCAUAACGUCAGACUGAACGCCAGUGAAGAUGCACCAAACACGGAAGAAAACUUCUGGAGUCUAACGACAUCCACCUGUGACACUUUCAAUAUCCCGCGUUCUGAAAUGAUUCCUCACAGCAAACGUAAACAACCUGUAGCGGCAAUUCUGCACACAGCGAGUCUCAAUAAUAAAACCAGGAAGAAAAAAACUGUUUUGACAUUUCCCCGCCGUCAUUUGAGAUGUCGCAUGAAUCGCGUCAUCAGAUUCGGAGCUCCUAUUGGCUCUUGGAUUGACGCUCAUCGCAGCUGUUGUCACACUGCAGGAAAGUGUCUGAAAUCUUCUGACUCUGGCAGAACUUCAUCGGAGGGAAAAUCUGAUCGCAGCGGGCACUAAGCGGCUGUCAGUGAACAUGUCAAACCAAUGAUCAAAGACCACAGAUUUUAGCCUAGGAUUUCCCAAAUUCGUCUCAGAUGACAAAAUUGCUGCUGAAAUCUCACAGUGUGAGCAGGGCUUAAAGCCGCCUUUCCACUGCACACGACAAGAGACAGACCAGAAGUCAUUCAUUUCCAUUGGAGAGUAGUCUGGCAGCUGCGUGGAGUUCUGACCAUCUCCGUAUGCGGAAAAUUCAGAUCCAAUUUGAGCUGCGAAUUCGUUAAAAUAUUUGAACUGACUAGACUGUAUGCGAUGUAUUGCAGUUUUGUCCAAGCAGGUCCGUGUGCGCGAGAUGAGAAAUACUAGAGAUGAGAAAUAGUAGUAGAAAAACAUUUCUAUGCAUAAAUGAGUAAUAGAAAUAUUUUUGGUAAUGUUGUCUCCACAUUCACUCCAAAAUAUUUAGCGGUUUCUGCUGCGUAAUAACAUAUGCUGGAUAAGUUGGCGGUUCAUUCCCCUGUGGUAACCCCUGAUUAAUAAAGGGACUAAGCCGAAAAGAAAAUGAAUGAAUAAAAAUAUAUUGAUGAUUAGGUCCGAGAAGACGUUAAUAACAAUAACAUUUAUCGUAACCAUAUGGUUCAGCCCUGCUUAGACUGUGUGUCCUGGAUUGUGUGUGCUGAAACGUGUGUGGGUCUGCUGUAUAUUAUUGAA